GCAUCUCUGUUCCAGGUUUUUACUCACACGUUGUUCCUGCCGAUUCGUAAUAAAGCUAGAAAUUAUUUUCUUGAAAUUUGUUGCAUUUAUUUGAUAGAAACAGGAAAAAAUGGGCAAGAGUAAAAAAGCUUUCAUCGAUCGCAAAAAUGCCUUGACGUUUCAUUUGGUUCACAGAAGUCAACAUGAUCCGUUGGUGGUCGACGAUACUGCGCCCCAACGUGUACUAGUGGAGGCGGUAUCUCAAAAGCAUACAAAAACAUCUACCGACCCAGUUGAUCCUGCUAAACGUCAAGAGGAGCAACAGAAAUUUGGUAUAUUCUUUGACGACGACUACGACUAUCUACAACAUAUGAAGAAGCCAGAGCAGGAAGUUGUUUGGGAAUAUGUAGAAAACCCAAAUCACGCGCGGAAAAGAAUUGAGGAAGGUCGCGUUACCACUGCACCCAAAUUAGCGCUGCCAAGCUCGGUAUUUGCCUCUGAAUUUGAAGAGGAUGAAGGAAUGCUAAACAGGGCUGCAGUAGUUACCGGACCACGACCUGACUGGGAUCCCGAUGUAGUUGCGGCGUUGGAUGAAGAUUUUGAUUUUGAUAAUGAAGAUAACUUGCUUGAAGACGACUUCGUGCUGAAGGCAAUGGCUGAAGGUGAUGACGAGGAUGAGGAUUAUGAUGAAGAUGAAUUAUCUGAUGUUGAAGAAGAUGACCAAGAAGACUUUGAUUCAGACGAUCUAAACGAAACUGAUGAUCAGGAAUUAAUGGAUCGCCUGGGACCAUUGUUGCGUGAACGUCGUUUCGAUGACGAAGAAACAAAGUCCCGCUUCACUGAGUACUCUAUGUCCUCAAGCGUUAUAAGACGCAAUGAACAGUUGACACUGUUAGAUGACCGUUUUGAACAUUUCUAUGCAACUUACGAUGAUCCAGAAUUGGGUGAUUUAGCGUGUGAAGAAAUUGAAGGUGACUGGGAUCAGAAACACCGCGUACUAAUGGCUUGUUACAGGGAACACAAACGAGGCAAAAAAGUCGAGGCAUACAAUAAAGAGUGGGAUCGCGAACGUGUCGAAAGAUAUCGCAAUAUUGCGGAGGGGGAAGAAGACCCAAAUGACGAGCUAGUGGAAAUGGAAAUGAAUGACGAUAAGCAGAAAAAAUGGGAUUGUGAAUCCGUGCUUUCCACUUAUUCCAAUAUAUACAAUCAUCCUAAACUCAUCGAAGAGCCAACACGUAGAAGUCGUCGCAGCAGUAAGGCUGAUUCAAAUGAGGGAGUAAAUAAAAUAGAAAUUGAUCCAAAAACUGGAUUGCCUACAAAUGUUUUAAGAAAUGGUGAUAAUAAUCAACUUACUGAGAAAGCGCUAUCAAAACUUGAUAAAGGCAUGAUUUCGAAUGGCCCGAAAUCGCUAUGCAAUAAGUCUCUUAUAUCUACUUUAAGUGUACUAUCUAUCAGACCUAAAGAUGAAGCGCCGGAAGAAAAACGGGAACGCAAACGGCUACUGAAGGAAUAUCGCAUGGAACGACGUAUCGAGCGGAAGGCAAACGCACAGGCUUUUAAGGAGGAGAAGAAACGGCAAACGCAUGUAAAAAUCAAUCAAAAUUGUAAUCAACAGGGUAAACAAAUUGUUUAAUUUUGAAAUUAAUGUGAAAAAACAAUACAAAAAAUGUAUUAUAAAUGUAUUCUCAUAGCAAAUGGUUGAGUUAGAAAUUCGUUUUGCCCAGUAAUUUUUUAGGACUCGCGUUUAAAGUUUUCAAUUUGCCCUUACGCGAAAACUACCCACCUUAAAAGGCGAAAUUCGUAUUGUACCUAAUAAACAAAAUAAAAUUGAUCGUGCAGUUCUAAUUUCACACAAUAUCGUCAGUUAAUGCCCUUUCUAACGGUAUACAAUAAAUUUCUUUUGAAGCAAAUAGAGUUA
Messenger RNA from Rhagoletis pomonella (apple maggot), 1897 nucleotides. It is a transcript of the gene LTV1, whose product is annotated as protein LTV1 homolog. Gene Ontology annotation, biological process: ribosomal small subunit export from nucleus; ribosomal small subunit biogenesis. The coding region runs from base 110 to 1612 and encodes 500 amino acids. Lineage: Eukaryota; Metazoa; Arthropoda; Insecta; Diptera; Tephritidae. The transcript is spliced from 2 exons. Gene Ontology annotation, cellular component: cytosol; nucleus; preribosome, small subunit precursor. The record is from RefSeq and is a predicted model, not a curated record.